GCUCGGCCGGAGGACAGUAGCAUCGGUCCUAGGAUGACAGGGCCAUUUCCUUCCCGGCGGGGGCCAAAUCCUCGGGAAGCCGAUCCAUCCUGUCCAGCUACCUGUCCCAAGCGGGGCGCAGGCCGUGUCGCCUCUUUAGGAGGCUUCGGAGAACCGGCCACGCUGACCCUCUCAGGUGCAGAAAGCCAGCUUCCCCCGGCCCGCUGGGGAAGAUUCCCAGCUACACAUCCAGCCGGGGCAUCUGAGGGCUGGAGCCAAGCCAGGCGUGCCCAAUAGACCAGUGGAGAGCGCUCUCGCCUGACUGCCCGUCCGCCUCACCCGGACCCAGACUCGGCACCGCACCGUCACCGGGCGGCAGUGGGGGGGCUGCGCAGUCACGCGCGCACCACACUUGCGCUCAGAAGCGCGCAGGGCUCUCUCUCUCCGCCCCGCACACCUGGGCUCCGCCCCCUGGUUCCCGGCCGGCGGCCGAAGGCUUUGGGGGACCCAGAGCGGCUGCGGCAGCGCCCCCCUUCUCCUUCUCUUUCCACGGCUGGAGUUGUCUGGAGCCUGUCGCCGGUCCCAACCAGCCCUCAUCCCUUUCCAUCCUUCCCUCCCCCCACCCCUGCCGCGGCACGGGUAUCUGCAGCCGCAGCCCGGAGCCCUUGAGGCGGCGAAGGGGGGAGGGGAAGGAAGCGAGGGAUGAGCGCCGGGAGGGCGUCGGGGGCCCUGAGCCGGACUAGGACGCCCCUGGAGCCGGAGCCGGAGCCGGAGCCAGAACCAAACCACCGGUACCGGGUGGGCCAGGUGGUCAGCUGCAGCCCCCUAACUCCAGGAGCCGCCCUGGCCCGUGCUCACCCGCCAGGGCCUCAUGUCGGAACCACAGCCUGACCUGGAACCGCCCCAACAUGGGCUGUACAUGCUCUUCCUGCUUGUGCUGGUCUUCUUCCUCAUGGGCCUUGUAGGCUUUAUGAUCUGCCACGUGCUCAAGAAGAAGGGCUACCGCUGCCGCACCUCAAGGGGCUCGGAGCCUGACGACGCCCAGCUCCAGCCCCCUGAGGACGAUGACAUGAAUGAGGACACAGUAGAGAGGAUUGUUCGCUGCAUCAUCCAAAAUGAAGCCAACGCUGAGGCCCUGAAGGAGAUGCUGGGGGACAGUGAAGGAGAAGGGACAGUGCAACUGUCCAGCGUGGAUGCCACCUCCAGCCUGCAAGACGGAGCCCCCUCCCAUCAUCACACAGUGCACCUGGGCUCCUCAGCCCCGUGCAUCCACUGCAGCCGCAACAAGAGACCCCCACUUGUCCGUCAGGGACGCUCCAAGGAAGGAAAGAGUCGCCCCCGGCCUGGGGAGACCACCGUGUUCUCUGUGGGCAGGUUCCGGGUGACGCACAUUGAGAAGCGCUAUGGGCUGCAUGAGCAUCGUGACGGCUCUCCCACGGACAGGAGCUGGGGGUCUGGUGGGGGGCAGGACCCAGGGGGCGGCCAGGGGCCUGGGGGAGGGCAGCCCAGGACAGGGAUGCCUGCCAUCGAAAGCCUUCCCCCUGAGAGGCCGCAGCCCCCAACCCUCGCCAGCACCCCCAUGCAGAAUGGAGGACUCAGGGACAGCAGCCAAGUCCCUCGUGCACUUGAGGGGAACCCUGGAGCCUCUGCAGAGCCGAUGCUCGGGGCUGGAGGGAGGGGCCCAAGCCCAGGGCCGGCCAGAAAAGAAGCAAACGGACAGUCAAGCAAACAGGACACCUCAAAUCACCAGCCGCCUCCUUCACUGUGCUGACGGACUACCAGCUGGCAGGCCAGGGAGUGGGUGGGCAUGAAGCCCCUCCUCUCCAGUGGACAGCACUGCCCCCCAGCUGAGGGACCCACUCUACUUCCACCUGGAGUUGCACAGU
Dama dama (fallow deer) is the source of this 1865-nucleotide messenger RNA. RefSeq names its product RELT like 2 (gene RELL2). The transcript has 7 exons. Gene Ontology annotation, biological process: positive regulation of p38MAPK cascade; positive regulation of cell-substrate adhesion. Lineage: Eukaryota; Metazoa; Chordata; Mammalia; Artiodactyla; Cervidae. Bases 851 to 1750 code for a protein of 299 amino acids. The record is from RefSeq and is a predicted model, not a curated record.